Messenger RNA from Saccostrea cuccullata (small rock oyster), 390 nucleotides. RefSeq lists its product as uncharacterized. The coding region runs from base 18 to 329 and encodes 103 amino acids. Lineage: Eukaryota; Metazoa; Mollusca; Bivalvia; Ostreida; Ostreidae. The record is from RefSeq and is a predicted model, not a curated record. The transcript is spliced from 2 exons.
UCACGCCUUUCUUAACGAUGAGCAUACCGACAGAACCUGUCUUCGGCAUUCAGGCAAAAGCUUUCACUCUCAACAUAUCAGGGAUAGGCAUAUCAUGUGACAGACACUCAAAUGCCCGGAUGCUUCAGGUAUCCUACAGAGCCAUCAAAGAACCGACCCAGUUCUGUACUCUGACAGACAACAAGGCCGUACCUGACGCCUUUUCACGUUGUGUGUUUCGUUGUGACUGCCCAGACCCCGCCCACUGUAGUGACGUCAAUCUGUAUUUAGCCAGUGGUAAUGCUAAGGGAGCGUGGUCUCUCUGUGAAAUGAAAGCUACUACAGUGUAACUCCAUAGUUUGGAAAAAAUUGAAUGGGGAUUAGGAUUUUUAUGAGAGAGUUAGAAAAACG